Messenger RNA from Dinoponera quadriceps, 3185 nucleotides. RefSeq lists its product as uncharacterized. The transcript is spliced from 3 exons. Bases 342 to 2999 code for a protein of 885 amino acids. NCBI's taxonomy places the organism in Eukaryota, Metazoa, Arthropoda, Insecta, Hymenoptera, Formicidae. The record is from RefSeq and is a predicted model, not a curated record.
GCAGUCAAAGUAAACAUAAGCAGAUUUAAAAGCUUCUAACAUCUUCGAGAGGCGAAAAUGUUGCGCCGAUUUUUUCGAGAAAGACCUAUCAACGCUUGGAUUUGUUUAUAAAAGUGGUAUCUCUCAACUUAUCAGUAUAUCAGCACAUGUAACUGCCAGUUGCAUCUUUCUAUGCCUCCCGCAUCUACAAUAAAUAAGUUUUGAUGCCUGAGGGAAAAAAGCUGCAAAGUAACAAAACUAGAGAAAUAAGACCCAUAUGUACAUUGUCUGUUUGGAGUGCAUAAAAUGGAUUUGUUUAACAUACAUUCACUUGAUUGUUUAUUUCAUCAAAUUGACUAAACAUGCCUGGUUGUGCAGCUGUCGGUUGCAAUAAUCGUAGCGAGAAAGGAUAUAUAAUGAAAUGUUUCCCACGUGAUCCAAAACUAAGAAAAAUCUGGCAGGAACGUGUUGCUAGAGCUGAUUGGGAACCAUCUAAUAAUUCCUUCCUUUGCCAUGUACAUUUUGAAUCUGAUAAGUGGUGUUUGACAAGCAGUGGUAGAGUUAGAUUGAAAAAAGAUGCAAUACCUUCUAUUUUUACUGUAACUUCAACUAAAAAGUCUAUCAAGAAACGUAUAAAAAUAGCAGACGUUAACAAUAAAAACAACAGUGAGAUUGAGUAUAAUAUGAUGUAUAUAGGGAAUGAUAAAGAACAUUCGUCCACUGGCUAUUUGGAAGGAACAUAUUCUGCUUUAAAAGAUAUUGACGAUCCAUCUGUACAAUUGCUCAUAGAUCGACAAAUGAAUAAUUUUUCAAACGCGAUAAAAGAUAGACAUAUAUCUACUUUGCAACAUAACGAUCUUCAGCAACAAACUAUUUUAAUUUCAGACGAUUGUAUAGAGACAAACGACGAAGUCGUCAAAAUGCAAGCGGAUGAGGAGAGUGAGAAGAAGCCCGUUAAUUAUUUAGAGUCGAAUUUGGUUGCCAUCUCUAACGAAGAUCUUGUUAAACCCGAGGUAAAAGUCGAGCAAAUUUUAAUUCAGCCCUGUGAUUACGACGAAAUAGAUGAAAAAUUGAAGCAAAUUUGCGGCGACGAUGAUUUCGAAGAGAAUAAUUCUAACAACAUCAAGAAAUCGCGUUCAAUCUUCGACAAACAGGAAGAAGUUACGCAGCAAGCAUCGGACAGAGCUCUAGUUCACAGAAGUAUAAAUUACAAGGAUUCUCCGAAGGGUGAUAUCGGAGAAAUACUUACUAGUAAUAUGGAAGAUAUCGAGAUAAUUUUCAGCACCGAAAACGGAGAAGAAGAGAAGCCCGAAUGCAAGUACGCAUUAGAUAAUAACGACAUGGCUGAUGAGAUUGGGAAAUUAGAACCAUGUACCUCGACCACCGAUAACAUCGAUAAGGACGAUAUUAAAGAAGUCGAGCAAGAUAUAAGCGUGACGCCGAAUAUAAUGGCCGCAAUGAGACGUAAACGGAAAACUCGAGAUGAAAUCAUGAAGUCGCUAGAGAAAUCCAUUUAUAACAUAUCCUCUCAGGACACGGAUUCCACGAACUACAGCGAUGUAGCGUCCGACGACACUGUGGAAGUAGAAAAUAAGAAGAGAAAGAUACAGGUGACACAGGAUGAGAGCAGCAGCGACGAUGACGACACUUCGCCGACUACGAUGAGGUUCACGGUCAAGGUAACGGGCCGCCCCGACGAUGUGUCUGACAUCAUGCAUAAUUUGUCGAAGAGCACAGGAGACGCCAAUGUCCAAGGAUACAACGAUGCGCCUGCACCCAGGGAAAACGAUGGAUUUGUCACGUCCGUUAUAACGAUAGACGACUGUGCGGCAGACGUGAACGACAAGGGCGAGUGCCAUGAUGACGAUACUUCUUCAUUCUACGAUCCUUUCCAAAGUCUCGUGAAACAGAACAAUCGAGUGUUACCUUCAACUUCGAGAAGUAGUCCAUGCCAUAGCACGAGGCUAACGCCGGAUUUCGACGACCGGUUAAAAAAAUUAAGUAGAAAUAAGAGUUGCUUGACACCAAUCGUCACAAACACCACGCAAUCACAGGUAUCGGACUAUUACACCCUUAAAUGCGAGUACGACAAAUUGCAACGGAAAUCCAGCACGCAAGCGGACGUCGUUAAAGAGCUGAGUAACCAGCUGAUUCAGUGCAAGCGUCUGGAACACGGAUUACAGGUUACGAAUGCAACUCUUGAGAAGAAGAUACAAAAUAUGAGGUAUCAGUUAAAUGCGCUGACGAAUAACGUGUCGCCUCCGACGGGGAAGAAAGAAGACGCGAAUGUGGGGCGAACAAGAUUGGUGGACGAUUUAUCAGUGAGACUGAGCUACUUCGAGCAGGCGAACAAGAGGUUAAUGAGGGAUGUGGAUGCGAGGAAUGAACGGUUGAAGAAAUUGGAGAAGCAGAAAGACAAUCGGAUAAAGGAGCUCAACUGGAAACUGGAGAAGGCGUCCAAGUUCCUCGAACGGGCGGAGAAAAAUUCGAACACGUAUCGAAGGAAAAUGCUGAACAUGCAAACCUUCUUGAGGAGAAAGAAGAUCUUGGACGACAGGAUGACGAGAAUGAGCGAGAUACUGAUAGCCAUCAUCAAGAAGAGCUAUGCCGGCAGAACCUUAUCGAUGAGCACAGCGGUGGAAAUCAGUAGAACGUGCGGUAUGAACGGAUACGACAGGUUGCUGAGCUCGGGACUUCCGCUUCCGGCGAUGUCCGCCGUGCGAAUUGCCAGCGACAAUCUGUCGGAUUCCACCGAAAGCACCAACGAGAUCCUGCGUGCCGUCUCCCUGAGACGGAACGUGAAUGAAGUGCACGACACGGGGAUGUAUUGCGCGGGAAAUGACGCGGAAGUGGUUCCGGUUGAGAAUGUGGAAUCGGUUGCGGGGGAAAUCGCAUUAGACGAUACAGAGACCGUGAUGGGCACGGUUCAAGACAUUUUCGACGAAAGUAACAACGACGACGAUUUUAGUACAAAUGAAUUAACUGAGGAUUUUAUUUCGCAACUGAGCAAAUUCAUGUAGCGGCGGAUUCAUCAUGUUAAUUAUAUAUAAAGUCACCACAAACGAAUAUAUCUCUUACCGCAAAAUCCAUAAAUUUCUACAGUCGUCAAUGUAUACCUGAACAACAUAAGGUGGUGGGGCUAACCAGUUUGUGCUGUUCGGGUAGAUUCAUAAAUAUAUAUUUAAAUAUAUAUGUAUAUAUAUUCA